GUAUAACAAGAGGCGUAUUUACAGCACAUGCCUAAUUUCCGUUGAUAUAAAUUUUCAAUGACAUUCAACGUUAUCCAAAAAUUAGAUGAUAUCCGGGAUGUGAGAAUUGAUACGUCUCUGUGUGGGUAUUUAUCAUUUCAAGCGCAAAAUGUGAAAACGCCCGUGGCAGCUCAGAAACGUAUUCUCAACAAAUAUGUCGUGCUUGUUUCGUUGUUGCUGCCCUUCAGACAAUGACAAUGACACACUCCGACAUAAUAUCCACGACAAACAGGGUUUAUUAUCCACCACAGAGUUGAGACCAAUUAUUACCCAGUCAAAACGUGUGCAUGAAACUGACUCUGCACCUGUGCAAGAUGAUGAAGAUUCUGGUAAUGGUAGACCAAGUUUGAACCGGAGUGAUAGUGAUAAGUAUUAUGUCAAGUGGGAUUUUCGUGGGCUGCAGAAAGGACUCCAGGUUGAGCAGAUUGAUGAAAAUGCAGACGUGGAUAAUCCAUGGAUUUCUGUGCGGGAUUCUGAAGGGAAUAUACACAAAGCACCUUUGGUGUAUCUGGCGAAGAUUCGGGACAUUAAAGAGGAACCGUGGUAUUUUAUGAAUAUUAAUGAUCGUGACCAUGCAACGCUGGUUCUUCAAAAUGCUGACCACGAGGAUGGACUUUACUUGAUCCGGAAGUGUUCCAGUGAUGAAUCACCCUAUGUAUUGUCAGUAAAACGCAUAAAAAAUGAUAAAACAAAAGAAUGUCUUGUUGAACAUUUUCAAAUAUCGGAGAAAAAUGGAUUAUUUGGUGAAUUAGGUGAAGAGAAUUUCGUUACGUUGGCUGCAUUGAUAGAUAGCUACAUAGAGAGUGGAUUCUUAUCAAAACCAUGUCCCAAAGAGCAAAUCAUCAACAUUGCCGGCAGUGAAAUAGAAAUGGGUGAUGAAAUCGGCAGUGGGGCUUUCGGAGUUGUAUGCAAAGGUGUCUGGUGUAAUCGCACGGUGGCCAUCAAGCACAUCUUGCGCAAGGCUGACUUUACCGCUGAAAUCAAACAAGUGUGUCAGUUUAAUCAUCCCCAAAUCGUGACUAUGUACGGCGCGAACAUUUCCUCCCCGCCACAUUUUAUGGUUAUGGAGUAUAUGUGUAAUGACACAUUGAAAACCUACGUGCAUAACAAUGAGCUCACUUUACAGGAACAACUCUUUAUCAUGGAGCAAAUUGCAGACGGUAUGAGGUUCCUGGAAAAGUAUAAAGUUUUACAUCGGGAUUUAGCAGCGAGGAAUGUGUUGAUUGGUGAAAAUUUAUGCGCGAAAAUCGCUGAUUUUGGCCUGUCGAAGAAUUUACCCCCGGAUGAUGAUUAUUAUAAGAGUGGGGCGAAUAAACUUCCGGUUUUGUGGUUAGCAGUGGAGUCGUUAGAGGAUCAUAAGUUUACGGUUAAGUCGGAUGUGUGGAUGUUUGGUAUCCUGACCAUGGAGGUGUUUAGGCGGGGUGAGAAACCGUAUGCGGAGUUCAAGUUGAAGAGGGAGGAUAUAAUCGUAAGAGUUUGUCAGGGAAUGAGGAUGAGUCAACCUGAAAAUAUGCCGAAGGAUGUUUAUAAUGUGGUUAGGAAGUGUUGGAGUAGGGAUCCUGCCCAACGGCCGAGUUUUAAGGAAUUGUAUCAGUAUUUAAUGGAGAGGAAGCAGGAAAACAAAAAUGAUGUUUAUUAAGUGUCUAAAAACUUUUUACAAACAAUAUAAUAAUGUCUUAGGGCUGUCCAUUAAU
Messenger RNA from Dalotia coriaria, 1733 nucleotides. Its product is annotated as tyrosine-protein kinase SRK3-like. Gene Ontology annotation, molecular function: protein tyrosine kinase activity; ATP binding. Gene Ontology annotation, biological process: protein phosphorylation. The coding region runs from base 194 to 1678 and encodes 494 amino acids. The record is from RefSeq and is a predicted model, not a curated record. NCBI's taxonomy places the organism in Eukaryota, Metazoa, Arthropoda, Insecta, Coleoptera, Staphylinidae. The transcript has 3 exons.